AGGCGCGGCCGGAGAUAAGCGGCCGGGCGCCCGGAGGGACUGGACGGGGGUCCCUUAUCGUCCAUCCCCCGCCCCCUCCUUAACCGCAUUAGGCGGCUAUCGGUGGCCAUCGGCAGGGCGAGCGCGGGGCCCAGAGGACGGAGUGUCCCGGGCGGCGGGAGGUGGGAGGCCGAGCCGUCCAGGCGCUGACACUAACCCGGUUAGGGGAGACGGAUGGGCUGGAUGGCAGGCCGUCCAUCACCCCCGCGCUGCCCUUUCCUUCUCCGGGCCGGCCGGUGGGGAGAGAAAUGGCCCCAUUAGAAGGGCCUCGAGGCCCCAGGGGGUGGGAGCGGGGCUAUAAAGGUCCCGGUGGACCUUUGGACCGGCCGGGCGGCGGCACCAUGAGCGACGGAGCGGUCGGCGGAGGCCUGGAGGCCGUGGCCGAGAGCUACCGGCGCUUCCAGCCCCGCGCCUACCUGGUCAACAACUACCGGCCUCCUCGAGGGGACCUGAGCCGGCCCGACGGCGUGGGGCCCUGGAAGCUCGGCUGCCUGGCCCAGACCUUCGCCAGCGGGGAAGUCCGAGGCCGCAGCCUGCUGGACGUGGGCUCCGGCCCCACCGUGUACCAGCUGCUCAGCGCCUGUGCCCACUUCGAGGACAUCACCAUGACGGACUUCCUGGAGGUGAAUCGCCGGGAGCUGAGGGACUGGCUGUGCCGGGACCCCGGGGCCUUCGACUGGAGCCCCUACAGUCGCCACGUCUGCCUGAUCGAGGGCAAAGGCGAGACCUGGCAGGACAAGGAGCGCCAACUGCGGGAGAGGGUGAAGAGGGUGCUGCCCAUCGACGUGCACCAGGACCAGCCGCUGGGCUCUGCGGGGGCGGGCACGGUACCCGUGGACGCCCUGGUGUCCGCCUUCUGCCUGGAGGCGGUGAGCCCGGACAAGGCCAGCUUCCAGCGGGCCCUGGACCACAUCACCACCCUGCUCCGGCCCGGCGGGCACCUGCUCCUCAUCGGUGCCCUAGAGGAAUCCUUCUACCUGGCGGGCUCUGCCCGCCUGGCCGUGGUGCCCUUGAAGGAGGAGGAGGUCCGGGAGGCCCUGGCCCGCAGCGGCUAUGGCAUCCGGGAUUUCCGCACCUAUUCGAUGCCCGCCAGUUUGCAGACGGGGGUCGACGAUGUCCGCGGGGUCUUCUUCGCUUGGGCUCAGAAGGGGGCGGCGCCCUAAACCCGGGAGGGGGUCCCACCGUGCCCCCCUCUCCUCCUCCCGCCUCUGGGCAUCCUGUCUCGCCCUCUCCCCAUCCUCCAAUACAGUUUCGUGCUCU
This is a messenger RNA of Ornithorhynchus anatinus (platypus), 1299 nucleotides long. It is a transcript of the gene PNMT, whose product is annotated as phenylethanolamine N-methyltransferase. The record is from RefSeq and is a predicted model, not a curated record. Lineage: Eukaryota; Metazoa; Chordata; Mammalia; Monotremata; Ornithorhynchidae. The coding region runs from base 288 to 1202 and encodes 304 amino acids. Gene Ontology annotation, molecular function: phenylethanolamine N-methyltransferase activity. Gene Ontology annotation, cellular component: cytosol. The transcript has 3 exons.